This is a messenger RNA of Camponotus floridanus (Florida carpenter ant), 1588 nucleotides long. It is a transcript of the gene ifc, whose product is annotated as sphingolipid delta(4)-desaturase DES1. Gene Ontology annotation, cellular component: membrane. Gene Ontology annotation, molecular function: sphingolipid delta-4 desaturase activity. The coding region runs from base 257 to 1222 and encodes 321 amino acids. The record is from RefSeq and is a predicted model, not a curated record. The transcript is spliced from 7 exons. Lineage: Eukaryota; Metazoa; Arthropoda; Insecta; Hymenoptera; Formicidae. Gene Ontology annotation, biological process: ceramide biosynthetic process.
CUAUCCACAUAAAAGCAAGUAAUAACAAAUGCUCUUGUACUUAUUCUAGCAUUGAAAUUAGUGGUCUAGUAAUAGAAAUCUAUGAGCACCCUGUAGAGCGAUAAAUACAAGAAACCGGCGUCACAUGAAGAGAUUCUGAAUUCAAGGGCGUGUACGCGACGUGUUUUCGUUUCUUGCCUUCGUUAUGUCGAUCAGCUGUUAGCUUCCAUCGAGAUUAUCUUUGCCUCCUUGCCUUUUAUAUAAAAUCACCGUGAAGAUGGGCCAACGUGUUUCAAGAACGGACUUUGAGUGGGUUUAUACAGAGGAGCCCCACGCCACGCGGCGCAAAAUAAUUUUAGAGAAAUACCCACAGAUUAAACAAUUAUUUGGAUAUGAUCCAAAUUUUAAAUGGAUUGUAACUGGAAUGGUAUUAAUACAAUUUUUGUCAUUUUUCAUUGUGAAAGAUUUAAGUUAUCCACAACUUUUGUUAUCGGCAUAUUGUUUUGGUGGUGUAAUAAAUCAUUCUCUUAUGCUUGCGAUACAUGAAAUUUCUCAUAAUCUUGCCUUUGGACAUGCCAGACCUAUGGCUAAUCGACUGUUUGGUUUUUUUGCAAAUUUGCCAAUAGGAAUACCAGUAUCUAUUAGUUUUAAAAAGUAUCAUCUUGAGCACCAUCGUUAUCAAGGAGAUGAGAAAUUAGAUACAGAUUUACCAACGUUAUUAGAGGCAAAAUUAUUUAAUACAACCUUUGGAAAGUUCUGUUGGGUAUUGUUGCAACCAUUUUUCUAUGCAUUCCGACCUCUUAUAACAUAUCCAAAGGUACCAACUUUUCUAGAAUACAUCAAUUUAGUCUUACAAUUGAUAUUUGAUGGUUGUGUAUGGUAUUUUUUCGGUGGUAAAGUAUUGUUUUACUUGCUUAUUGGCUCAUUUAUGGCAAUGGGAUUACAUCCUGUGGCAGGCCAUUUUAUAUCAGAACAUUAUAUGUACAAGAAAGGUUUUGAGACAUAUAGUUAUUAUGGGUUUCUAAACCUUAUUACUUUCAACGUCGGAUAUCACAAUGAGCAUCAUGACUUUCCUGCAGUGCCUGGUUCGAGAUUACCAGAAGUAAAACGUAUAGCUGCAGAAUUUUAUGACAAUUUGCCACAGCAUAAUUCGUGGGUUUCUGUCUUGUAUGAUUUCGUGAUGGAUCCUGAAAUUGGGCCAUAUGCAAGAAUGAAAAGAAGGCAUCGUGGAUUAGAUCAAUAGAUUUAUCAAUUUUUCAAAUUUUCUAUAAGAAUGUAUCGCGUAUAAUAUCAUAAAAUUUACUUCUAUUAUUAUGAAAAAUUGCAUAUUUGUAAAAGGAUAUAAUUUAGAAAUGUACUUUAUCAUUUGGAACAAAACACAAAUGACACAUGUUGGAAAAUACGAUAGCGUAUUUGCCCAUGUUGUAAAUGCAAGAGAGAUUAAGGAUGAUAUUAAUCUAUAGUAAAUAUCUUUUCGAUAUUCUUAUCUUAUCAAGUUGUUCAUAUUUCAUAAGUUUUUGUUUUCUACAAUCUAGUCAUGAUACCAGCAUUUUUUGACUAAUUAUUUAACUGAAUUGUUCGGAGAAAUUAUUUUCUUUUAAUUAGCACA